AUGAGUGGAGGCCCUUUGAGGCAUAACCAAAGCCUUCACUGCCAAUACCACCAAGAGAAGGGACAUACCACCGAGGACUGUAGAACACUGUGGAACCAUCUGGAGCAACUGGUCAAGGAAGGGAAGUUGCAACAAUUUCUGUACUGGCCCAAUGGACAAAAGGACCAAUCAAGGUCAGGGGCUCGAGGGAAUACUCCUUCAAGGCACCUACUAGGUACCAUCAAUGUCAUUUUUGCUGCGCCUGGGAGAAUUGGUUCUCACCCUUCCAGGGUAAUGUCUGUAGCUAGGCUACCACCUGAAGACUCUCACUCCGAGUCAAAGAGAGCUAGGAUGGAGGUCCGACCAUUGCUGAGUUUCUCAGACGAAGACAAGAUUGGAACUAUCCAACCACAUGAUGACGCUUUGGUGGUUACCCUCAGAAUAAGGGGGUAUGGCGUUAAGAGACCUGAAGAUCUGACAGUCUAUGAUUCACCUUUGGUAAGUUUUGAUGGGAAAGUUGUUAUUCCAAAGGGCCAAAUUAGGAUGCUCAUUCAAGCUAGCUCAGAGGUGGUGGAAGUAGACUUCAUUGUGAUAAACAUAUACUCCCCCUACACAGCCAUUAUGGCCAAACCAUGGCUCCAUACCCUAGGAGCUAUUUCUUCAACUCUGCAUCAGAAGAUGAAGUAUUCGUCAGGAGACUGGAUUGAAGAGUUAGUAGGGGAUCAAUCAAUGGCUAGGCAAUGCUUUGUGUCUGCAAUUUUGCAUUAG
Molecule: messenger RNA, 747 nt
Organism: Quercus robur (English oak)
Lineage: Eukaryota; Viridiplantae; Streptophyta; Magnoliopsida; Fagales; Fagaceae
Exons: 2
Coding region: 1-747 (248 amino acids)
Source: RefSeq, a predicted model, not a curated record